Molecule: messenger RNA, 1562 nt
Organism: Rhinichthys klamathensis goyatoka
Lineage: Eukaryota; Metazoa; Chordata; Actinopteri; Cypriniformes; Leuciscidae
Gene: crfb1
Product: cytokine receptor family member b1
Exons: 8
Coding region: 78-1562 (494 amino acids)
Molecular function (GO): protein binding
Source: RefSeq, a predicted model, not a curated record
GGUGUCGGUCUUCAUCACUUCUGUGUGUGUUGUAGUGUGAGGGCGCUGCUGUUGGGGAGUUAUGAUUGACAGUCAUAAUGACGACCGCAUACGUGGGCCAUCUCUUCCUCGUGUCCCUCUACAUCACAGUGCUCCACACGGUCCCUGCUCCGGCCAACCUCACUAUAGUGUCCCAUAACUUCCGGCACAUCUUGCAGUGGAGUCCUGGGAUAGCCUCUCCUCCACGCACCGUGUUCAACAUCAAACAGCGCUGCAGUGGAAGAAACUCGACAGUGCGUCUGAACAUCACGAGUACAACAGUAGACGUCUCUGAAACACUGAAGGACAUCUACACACUCUGCACUUUCAUAGUUUGGGCAUCGCUUGACAACACAACAUCAGUGAAAGUGAAAAAAAAUAUUACACCAUACGAAGACACCAUCAUCGGUCCACCCGUUAUAUCCCUGUCUGGCUGUGGGAACUGUCUGAACAUCAGCAUCUCUCCACCCCGCGAAACUCCUGUUACACAACACAUCACUCGCUUUUAUAACUCUAUUGAAUUCAGAAUAAGUUGGAAGAAAGCCGGACAGAGUGAGGCCGAGCACAUCUCUACAGUCGAGAACCGGGCGGUCCUGCAGAACCUUCAGCCGGGACAUCAGUACUGUGUGCAAGUUCUUCCCCAGAUCAACUCCAACAACAACACUCGAGCGUCAGCGUGGCAGUGCGAAUACACCAGUCGAGUGGAGCCAAGAGGCGGGCUGUAUGUAAUGAGCUGGUCUCUGGGAGCGUCGGUGCCGGGUGUAGCUGUGCUCCUGCUAGCGCUGGGUCUGGUCUACACUGGGUUUCUCUGUAAGCUGAAGACGCCUCCUCUUAAAUCACUGAGCAACAUUGUUUCUCAACCCCACGAUCUGAUUCCUGAGGAGACGUCAUGUGAGAAAGUGUCCUCAACCGAGGCUCAGUCAAACAGUGCAUCUAAAAACUAUCCCACCAAAACCAGCAACCCACUGCAUGUGGAGGAGGAUUCAGGGAACCCCCAACACGAGGACAACUAUGCCAACAAGGCCGACUCGGAUGAUGAGGAAGAGGAGGAGGAGGAAGAUAGAGGCGUCUACAUGGGGUGUGUGAUAGAUGACAGUGGUUUAACAGAGGCUGUAGUUUCAUCUUCGCCGGGGAGAUCACAGCACUGCUCUGGAGAGGCCCGGGAAGCAGCCGUCGAGGAGAUCCGGCGUGGUGAAGUGCUGGAGGACAGGAGCACACUUACACACACUCACUCAGAUGAAGAUGCUUCCGGGAACGUCAGCCUGCUCUCAGUCACUCUGAGGGCUCUGGGACCCCAGGACAGCGAGGUGUGUAAACCUCUGCUCCUCGAGUCAGUGCGGGGGUCAUGUGCCUCUGAGGACUGUGUGCUGGAGGAGGAGGAGGAGGAGGAGGAGGAGCUCCUGCUGGAAGACACACCCACAGACACGAGGCCCGAUGUGGACUCCCCGUCGGGAUAUAUGCUGACCCACGCCGGGAACACCAGUGGACUAACCAGGUCCUCGUCAGAAGAGUCGGGGGUUGACACGGACUAUAUCACACGCUGA